CUGAUUCGUCUCGGUGUAGACUCAGAAGUAAAUGCUUUAUAAGUCGGUUACCGACACAUUACAGGUUUUCCUCUUUGUCUUUUUUAUAGUAGCAACACAGACGCCUGCACUAAGAAAAGAAUGGCUUCUAAAAGGAGAUGCAACGCAACUGGAGUUGCUGCUAAAGACCUCAACGAUGUCAUAAAUAAACGGAUUAAAACAGAACACGUAGCUGCUGUGAUACUGGCCCGGGGAGGCAGUAAAGGAAUCCCGCUGAAGAAUAUAAAAAUGCUGGCUGGUGUUCCGCUCAUCGCCUGGGUUUUAAGGGCAGCUUUAGACUCAGAGGUACUUGACAGCGUGUGGGUCUCCACUGACCACGACGAGAUCGAGAGGAUUGCGACCAAGUGGGGGGCUCGAGUACACAGGCGGAGUGAAGACGUUUCCAAAGACACUACGAGUUCUUUAGAAACCCUUCAGGAAUUCUCAGCAUCUCACCCAGAAGUGGAUGUCAUCUGUAACAUUCAGGCCACCUCUCCUUGCCUUCACCCACACCACCUGAAAGAGUCAGUAGAGAUGAUAACCAAGCAAAACUAUGAUUCUGUCUUCUCUGUCGUCCGUCGUCAUCACUUUCGCUGGCAAGAAGUGACAGACAAAGUGAAAACAUGCACUAAGCCUUUAAACCUAAUCCCAGCCCGAAGACCCCGUCGUCAAGAUUGGAAUGGCGAGCUCUGUGAAAAUGGUUCUUUUUACCUUGCCCGCAAACAUCUAAUAGAUGAAGGACUCUUGCAGGGAGGCAAGGUUGCCUAUUUUGAGAUGCCAGCAGAGUACAGUGUUGAUAUUGAUAUCGAUAUUGACUGGCCUGUAGCAGAACAGAGGGUCCUCAGGUUUGGUUACUUUGGUAAGGACAAGCCAGAGCUGGUCCAGGUGCUUCUGUGCAACUUGUCAGGCUGUCUGACUGAUGGGCAGAUCUACCUGUCGUCCUCUGGAGAGGAGUCGUUGUCUGUCAGUACCAAAGAUCUGACUGGUAUCAGUAUGAUACAGAAAGCAGGAAUGGAGGUGAUUCUUCUAACCUCCGGUGAUGCCCCAGAGCCAGAAAAGCUUGCAGAAAAGCUUGCCCAGAAAACAGGCUGUACAAUCAGGCAUCUAAAGAAGCAAAAGCAGGCAGAGGUGGAGAGUCUGCUAGAGGAGAAGAACUUGGUGUGGAAACAGGUGGCUUUUAUGGGCAAUGAUGUGCCAGAUGUGGACUGCCUGAACCUGGCUGGUCUGAGUGCAGUACCCCUGGAUGUACCCAUGGUGACACUCAGUGCUGCCAACUACACAUGCCAGAGUGCAGCUGGGCACGGGGCACUCAGAGAGUUUAUUGAGCACAUCUUGCAACUAAAGAAGGUGUCCCAGUUUCAGACACAGAAUGACGUUUAGUAGAAAAUGCUGAAAAUGAUUUUAGAGGAAUGUUUUAAAUAAGAAACUACAUAAAUAGAUGAAGUGAAAUAAAUUAUUAAAUUAAAUAAUAAUGCUGCUUGGUGUAGGUUAGGACAUUGUCUGGAGGUGAUCAAAGGGGUGAAUCUUAAGCUUAGGAAAUUUCUCUUUUCUGCAUAAUCAAAGUGGCACUUGUAACCAGGUACGCUGCCAGGGAUUUGGUGCCCCAUGAAAAAAAUCUUACAAAAGUAUUGUUAGUCUAUAUAGUCAGUAUGGACGAGGCUAACAGUUUCAUUUUCACUGCUCACAGACUACACUUCUUUUUUAUCUAUGUAUAGUUAUGCUUUUUCCCUUUUUCUUUCAAUUAAGUCAUAUCCAAUUACCACAAAUAUCUGCUCCACCGCUGCUGUCCGAUAAGGGCCGUAUUUAACACUCAACCCCUCCGACGCGUGUGUAGUUCCAACCAACCAAAUUACUGGAUGUUUAGCAGCAAACCUGGCUAUACACCAGAGGGCAACCUUGCACAAUUGUUGCUACAAAAAAAACAAUAAAUUAUGUAAGAAAUAUUGCACUCUACAGUGAUAUGUAGAAAUAGAAGUGUGAUAAUUCUAAUUAAAGCAGUUAAUUCUGUAGACAGCUAUUUAGCAGACACUUCUAUUCAUAGUGACUUACAGUUGUGACAGUAUGCAGUCUAAGCAAUUGAGGGUUAAGGGUCUUUCUCAAGGACCCGACAGUGGCAACCAGGCAGUGGUGGAGCAUGAACCGUCAACCUUCUGAGUACUGGUUUAGUACCUUAACCACUAGCCUACGGCUAUUCAUUUAAAAAUGUUGGUGGAAAAAUAGUUGUAAAAAACAGAGAAUUUAUUCACAAAUUGAUAUACUGUACCUGGUAUUGUUACAUAUCACACAACCUCACCACAUUAAUGGAUUGUCUGAAUGUAAUUAUUCUACAGACGUCUGAAAUGACAAGAAGCAUUGUUCUGUUCUUUUUUUACGUUUACUGUGUAAUUUUUAGUGUGUGGGUAGAGACUUGCUCUUAAGUGGUAAAAACAGGUUACCUGGUUAUGUCUGUGUGUGCAUUUUUAAUUUCUGUCCAUGCUUUUUUAUGCAGAAACAUUUUGUUUGCAUUUUUAUAAACACUAUUAUAAUUUUUUUUCUAUAAAUUAUUAAGUGGUAAAUGAACGUAUGUAGUUUUUUUAUCAAGCCUGAUUAUUACAAUUGUAAAUUAAUAAAAUCUACAUGCAAUCACUAAUUGCAUGUGGAUGGGAAACAUGACUGACUUCUGACCUUUACUCCAGUCAAAAAUUCUGAUUCACUUUAAAUAAAAAAAACUUAUGAAACAAUAGAAGGAAAGCAAGAAAUCAGAUAUUGGUAAUCUUAUUAUAGUUUAACCUGCUUUUGAUUAA
This is a messenger RNA of Trichomycterus rosablanca, 2801 nucleotides long. RefSeq names its product cytidine monophosphate N-acetylneuraminic acid synthetase a (gene cmasa). The record is from RefSeq and is a predicted model, not a curated record. The transcript has 8 exons. Lineage: Eukaryota; Metazoa; Chordata; Actinopteri; Siluriformes; Trichomycteridae. Gene Ontology annotation, molecular function: N-acylneuraminate cytidylyltransferase activity. The coding region runs from base 121 to 1398 and encodes 425 amino acids.